AUGAUUCCUAAGCCGUGUGGAGUGCUUGCUGUGCCUGCACCUGUCCUGGAAGAUGAAGAUGGAACUGAUGACAAACCGGGAGCCCUUAGAAUUUUCCGGGCAAAGAGGACCAUUACUGGCAGAUCCUGGGAGUCGUUGCUUAAUUCUCAGAGGGUAGCUGCAAUUCGGAAGUGGGCUGGUAUAAUCAUGUCUUAUUUGAACUUUUUCGAAAUUGGUCGACAGUGGGAUCGUUUGACACCAAUGGGACAAGCGCUUGGCGAUGGGCUGAAGCACAUUUUUGCAGGCAAAGCAACAGGGACACUACAUGCUAGGGCCAGCCCCAUCCUGCGAUACGUGUUGUGGUGUGACAACAAUGGCAUACCUGCUUUUCCUUUAAGUGAACCUGCUGUUUACAGAUUCAUGUGCGAUCAUUCUGACACUGCUGCACCAACUUUUCUUCGUUCAUAUUUGGUUGCUGUCAGAUUUUCAUUUCAUGUGCUUGGAGUGACUGGUGGCGAGAGCGUCCUCAAUAGCAAGAGGGUUGAGGGGUGCGCUCGAGAGGCAUUUUUGAAGAAGAGGCGGACUCUGCAGAAGGAUCCUCUCACUGUUGCAAUGGUUGAACAUUUGGAAAGGGUCGUCAUGACUGACAGGUAUCUGGACAGGGAUAAGGUGGCCGCUGGAUGCUUCCUACUGUGUGUAUACUUCAGGGCACGAUUUUCUGACAUGAUGAACUUGCAGGACCUCAUAUUGGACGAGGUUAUUGUUGACGGUGUUGCUCAAGGUUACAUUGAAGGAAAGGUCGGACGCACAAAAUCGGCCUACACCACUGAAAUGAAAACCAGAUACCUACCGAUGGUUGCGCCACGGUAUGGUGUCACUGGCUUGGAUUGUUUCACCUCCUGGAGAGAGGCUUGCGUCAGAUCUGGGAAACCGAGAGGGGAGUCCAUGCCAAUGCUGCCAUAUCCAACUGCAAAUGGGUGGACCAGAUCGCCUGUCGGAGCAGGUGAAGGUGCUGAUUGGCUUCGACAAGUGCUCCGUGUGUCUGGCAUUCCAAUGGACGCCCUUGCAAACAUUGGGACGCACUCGUUGAAAACGACAACAUUGAGUUGGAUGGCCAAGUUCGGGGCUCCAAUCAGCAUCCGACAGCACCUGGGCUACCACAUGGCCAACGCAGACAAGAUGGCCUUGCUGUACUCAAGGGACGCCUCAGCUGGUCCCAUCCGGCAGUUGGAAGAAUGCAUUGCCCAUGUCAGAAGCAGGACUUUUCUGCCCGAUUCCACUCGGUCUGGGUACUUUCCUGGGCGUGUUAUGAGCGUCGAGCCAAAUGCAGGUGCUGACAGUGGAUCGCAGCCUCCUGAAGAGCAUGCGCAUGCAGACUGGAGCGAAUCGGACUCUGAAGAUUCGGGAGACGACGAGCAUGGCUAUGAGGCAAACCUGCUGGACUACUUGGAGCAUGACAGGUUGGAGACAGGUGAACCCCGGAAGGUCCCGUGUUGUGAUCAGAGGAAGCCGUUUUUGGUUUACACAGAUGGCGCCAGUGAAAGCAGUGGGCACACCAUUGGUGGAGUUUUUGCUGCCGAUGGGAAGUUCGAAUACUUUGCAUGUGCGGCCGUGGAGUUAACGUUACUCUUUGUGGCUUUCCUCCAAGACGAUCAGAAUCGCCUGGACCUUGACCGAUGCGAACAGGUCGAAGCUAUUCAAACGGUGUUCUACACCGUGUUACUUCAAUGUGGAGAUGCCAUUUUCCUGCAAUCUGCCAAACUGUAUUGGCGCGCUACUGCCAGCAGCCUCGCUAUGCUUGAGGGCCAGCACUGUGCAACUAUCGACACCCCGACUCAGAUCGACCGACCCGAUCGCCCGCUCCAAUGCCUGGCGACGCUUUCAGAUCAACGAUUCCAGCACCUUACACAUCAUAUUGAUGAUGCAAAACUGGGAUUGCAUGAGUUCUCUGCAUUUUUACUCGCCAAUGGGCAUCCGCAAUCCCUACACGAUCAUGCACAAGAUUGUUUGCUGAUUCUUGACGAUCUGAGUCAUAUGUUGGGCCUUCCUCGGACACCCCGUGAGGCCAACCAUCCUGGUUUUGCCCGAGAAGCUCCAUGA
Cladocopium goreaui is the source of this 2079-nucleotide messenger RNA. The record is from the annotation of a GenBank genome assembly. Lineage: Eukaryota; Dinophyceae; Suessiales; Symbiodiniaceae.